Messenger RNA from Arabis nemorensis, 375 nucleotides. The record is from the annotation of a GenBank genome assembly. NCBI's taxonomy places the organism in Eukaryota, Viridiplantae, Streptophyta, Magnoliopsida, Brassicales, Brassicaceae.
AUGGAAAGCUUGGACGCUAAUUUUCCUGUGCGCCAUAAAAAGGUCUCACUCGAAAGUAAGGGAAACAAGACAGAGAUUGUGAUCUGCAGCUAUGAAGAUCAUAUCCUUGUCAUAGCAACACAGAUUGGAGCCAUGGGAACUAUAUUGCACGCAAGGAAGGAAGAAGGGAUGUCUGUUGAACCAACAUUUAGUGUCUCGGUGAUAUUCGGAAAGCGAGAUGAGCCAAUGCUAAUAGCAACUGCUCGAAGACUAAUCGAACACAUAAGUUCUUGUGUUCCCUCGAAGCCUCUGGUCCUCUCUCUUGGUCUCAAAGAUCAUUCUUCGGAGACGUUGAAGGAAAUAGUAGCAGCUGUGAUCGAGAAUCGCCUCUGGUAA